AUGUCUAAGGAUGAUGAGGUCUUCUCCAAGUAUCCUACCACUAUGAGUUGUAUGGAGGCCUUUGAUCAGCUGACAAUAUGCUAUUCAAUUGGUGGUCAAUUUAGAAACUACUAUAGACACGGUAAAUUCAACUCUUGUGAUGACCAGUUGAAGAAAUUUAAAUUUUGCUUAUUCAAUAGUAAGAAUCCAAUUAAAGUUCAAGAGUGGUACAAGGCAAAAUCAGAACAUAGGAAGAGUACAAAUGCUCUCACGGACGAUUUGAUUUGGAAUGAAAGAAGUUGA
Kazachstania africana CBS 2517 is the source of this 282-nucleotide messenger RNA. RefSeq names its product Emi1p (gene EMI1). The transcript has a single exon. The record is from RefSeq and is a predicted model, not a curated record. NCBI's taxonomy places the organism in Eukaryota, Fungi, Ascomycota, Saccharomycetes, Saccharomycetales, Saccharomycetaceae. Bases 1 to 282 code for a protein of 93 amino acids.